Messenger RNA from Dreissena polymorpha, 2107 nucleotides. RefSeq names its product hemicentin-2-like. Lineage: Eukaryota; Metazoa; Mollusca; Bivalvia; Myida; Dreissenidae. The transcript is spliced from 16 exons. Bases 114 to 2045 code for a protein of 643 amino acids. The record is from RefSeq and is a predicted model, not a curated record.
UUUUAUUUGGCCCGGUGCUUCUUGAGUCCAUUAGAGGAGUGCCAGUAAGUAAACUUUUCGACAUAAACAUAUUGUAACCAAAAAAAUGGAUUUUUAACAAGAAAUAGAAAAAAAUGGAUGUUCCGACCGGAAGUAUCGCAAAAAAGCAAAGUGUUGAAAUGGCUGUUGACGAAUACCCUGGAACAAACAUGACUGCGGGCGAAAGACGGGGUACGACGAAAGUCCCCUCUCGUGAAAAUUGUUUGAAAGGAGUCGUUUGUUUUUUGUCAAUGCUAGCGGCUGUUCUGGCAUUUGCAGCCCUAAAUUAUUUCCAGUUUAGAGAAAUUACCAAUCUGCGUCAGAGAAUUGAAUUUCUGGAAAACGGAUACUACAAGAUUAUAGAGAAGGUAAUAUUUGAACCGCAACCAAACAUUAUCCAAGAACGACAAGCGAGGGGUGGACCUGUUAUGAUAGGGGACAUAACUCUGCAGCAGUUCAUAAGAGACACCGUGGAGCACGAGGUGUUGAAUUCCAACUGCGAACAUUGCCAAACAGUCUCCAGAAUCCGGGCCGUUCCGUUUGACCAACAAUGCUGCUCUGCUCUAUCCAAGCCGGGUAUAUACGGUAGGAACUCAAGCGUGGAAGCAAUAGGCGCCUAUUUCGGACAGACCAUAACACUGCCCUGCAACGGAAGUGGUUAUCCGCCCCCUACAAUUCAAUGGGUGUUCCACUCGCCUAACCAGAGUGCCAGAUAUGUGCCUACUUCCGAUGGCCUGCAGAUACUCAAUGUGCAGCAGGUUGACAGUGGCCGAUUCACGUGCAUCAUGGAAAAUGUUCUCGGGAAAUACGAGAAGCACAUUGACCUCCUUGUAACAGAUCCCGUAGUUGCGACAACAACUCCCAUCAACGUCGACGCGAAAGUGGGAGAGGCAUUCCAAAUAGUCUGUGACGUCAGCGGGAAACCCCCUCCCAUAGUCACAUGGGAACAAAUCCGGGCGGAUGGGACACGAUUUCCAGUUAACAACGGCAUGCAGCUUUCAAUCGGUCGCAAUACGUUGACCUUUUCUGCUGCCAAACCGUCCGAUGCCGGGACUUAUAUCUGUACUGCGCAGAACCAGUAUGAAACGGACCAAGCCCAAACCACGGUGACUAUUAGAGGAUCUCCGGAAAUUGUCAAUCCUCCCCUCUCACAAACUGUUUUUGAAGGUGAAACAGUGACGUUGCGAUGUGACGUCAUCUCAAAUCCGCCUUCAAUGGUGACGUGGACCUACCCUCUGACUGGUAGUCGACCACCAUUGAAUGCUCGCCAGAACCCGGAUAACUCCAUUACCCUCGCUAUCGUCGACAGGUCGAACGCGGGAAGCUACACGUGCACCGCGACUAACGUUGAUGGUACAGUUACGGCACAGUCUUCGCUCAACGUCAUUGAACGGUUAAUGGUCACUGCAAGCCCGCACCUCAUCCCGAUGUACGGCAAUGAAACCUUCCUUAAUCUCCAAUGCUCCUCUUCCGGCACGCCAAAACCUACGGUCACGUGGUCUAGAAGUGAGCAUGGGACCAUUACAGGGAACGGAAAGUACAUUGUUUUGCCGGGAGGUAAUUUGAUCGUGACGGGUGCAAGUCUAAAUACAGACACAGGAAUUUAUAUCUGUUACGGUGAAAACAAUAACGGGAAUAGUUCCGACAAGGUGAUUGCAUACAAAGAUCUUGGCCCUCUGACCUGCUUGACGGUUUUCUCCGACAUGUCCGCAAUGUGUGCCGUGGGACAGUUUUGCGGUGGGACGUGUCCAACAAACUGUGACUUCAGUGCGCAGACAAUCUUUGGAAAUCGAACAUACAGUGAAGACUCGCCGAUCUGCAUGUCGGGCACGCACAAGGGAUCUCUCCCGAACAGUUCCGGUCUGGUGAUUUGGCGCCCAAGAGGAAUUGUCGGCUCCCUGUACGGGUCUACUGCAAAUGGAAUAACCAGUCAAGAUAGGCUUUCUAACGGAACCGCUGUGGUCGCUGUUCUGCCCUCUGGCUAUUCGACUGCAAACCAAGGUUCCUCUGCACCAUUAUUUGGUUGAUACUUGGUUGUUAUGGAUACGUAACGAAUUAAUUAAUGUGAAUAAAUUAUCUAAAGAAAUUA